UAAUAUUCAGAAAAAGGCUUGAGAUCAGAGAACUUGUUUAACAAAAGUCGGAGGAGACUUUCAUACCGUCAACAUGGUCAAGUGGACAGAUGCCGAGCGCAGCGCAAUCACUUCCCUGUGGGGAAGUAUCGAUGUGGGCGAAAUUGGACCCCAGGCUCUGAGCAGGCUUCUGAUUGUGUAUCCGUGGACUCAGAGGCACUUCUCAUCAUUUGGCAACAUUUCCACCAACGCCGCCAUCCUCGGAAACCCUAAGGUGGCCCAUCACGGUAAGGUAGUGAUGGGUGGGCUGGAAAAUGCUGUGAAGAACAUGGAUGACAUCAAGAAUGCUUACGCCAAGCUGAGCGUGAUGCACUCUGAGAAGCUCCAUGUGGAUCCCGAUAACUUCAGGCUUCUUGCUGAAUGCAUCAGUGUGUGUGUGGCCGCCAAGUUUGGUCCUUCCGUCUUCACCGCUGAUGCCCAGGAGGCCUGGCAGAAGUUCCUGGCUGUGGUCGUCUCUGCCCUGGGCAAGCAGUACCACUGAGGGUCUGCACUUCCACACAGACGUGCAGCAGUCAUACACAGUCCAAAAUGUGUCAUUCUCUGCCUUGUAGCUGCUGCAAAAUCCACCAAAUAAAACUAAAAUUAAAUGCA
Messenger RNA from Siniperca chuatsi (mandarin fish), 630 nucleotides. RefSeq names its product hemoglobin subunit beta-A. Gene Ontology annotation, biological process: oxygen transport; hydrogen peroxide catabolic process. The record is from RefSeq and is a predicted model, not a curated record. NCBI's taxonomy places the organism in Eukaryota, Metazoa, Chordata, Actinopteri, Centrarchiformes, Sinipercidae. The transcript is spliced from 3 exons. Gene Ontology annotation, cellular component: haptoglobin-hemoglobin complex; blood microparticle; hemoglobin complex. Gene Ontology annotation, molecular function: oxygen carrier activity; haptoglobin binding; organic acid binding. The coding region runs from base 74 to 520 and encodes 148 amino acids.